Molecule: messenger RNA, 1381 nt
Organism: Cuscuta campestris
Lineage: Eukaryota; Viridiplantae; Streptophyta; Magnoliopsida; Solanales; Convolvulaceae
Source: the annotation of a GenBank genome assembly
UAGUUGUAUUUGUAUUGUCUCUCUAUAUAUACAUUACCAUGUACCCUAUUGUAAGGUGUGAAAUACAAUUAUUCAGUUGUGUCAAUAUGGUAUCGGAGCAUAGGUUCCAAAAACCCUAAAAUCUCGGUGGCUUCAUUGCCGCCCCCUUCCCAUCAAUUUUUUCUUCUUCCUCUUGAUUCUUCAUCAUGGCAAAAGGUACCCAUGAUCCGUUUGAUACCUUACCUGGGGGCCUAAAACUCUUUCUUCGCAAUCUUCAUGCCUUGAUUCCUACCAAAUUGGAGGAUCACAAUUAUCCUGCCUGGUCGUCCACAGUCCGGGCCACGCUUGUUGCUCAUCGGUUGUUGGAAUUUGUUGAUGGUACUGCGCAGCCACCGCCUCCCACAAUUGUCGACGAAAAGGCUCCAGCGGCUGCCGAUGGAGUUCCGGUUCUCAAACCGAAUCCGGCUUAUGAGCAGUGGACUAUUCUUGACGCUCAACUCCGUGCUGCUCUUCUUGUCACACUAUCUCCCUCAGUUCAGAAUCUUGUUCAUCUAUGCCCUACUGCUGCUGCCAUCUGGGAUCACCUUCAUCAACGGUAUAAUUCUCUUUCUCGCACGCAUAUCUUCCAACUCAAAGAGCAACUUCACAAUUUACGUAAGGGAGAAUUGUCUAUGCAAGCAUAUCUUGACGAGGCUCUCAAAAUUGUCACUGCACUUUCUCUUGCACGAGAGCCUGUCCCCGAACAAGAUCUUAUUCUCAAUGUCCUACGUGGUCUUCCCUCGGAAUAUGCAUCCCUCAAACAAAAUGUUCGAACAAACAUUACUGAUCUCACGUUCAACAAGAUGUUCAUACCGCUCUCUAUACUCAUAAUCGUGGAGGAGGAUCACGUGGGCGUGGGCGAGGACGACUGCCCAGUUUCUGGGGAGGACGCAUCAGUGGUAAUGGGGGCCGAACCUCUUCUGACUGUAACAUUGGCCGAGGUCGCAGCAGUGGUCAGUGGAAUCCUUUACUUAUUUGUCAAAUUUGUGGCAGGUCUAAUCAUGGAGCGUGGCAGUGUUGGGAUCGUUAUAAUGAAGAUGUCAAUGGCCCUUCUCAACGAACGAACAAUCAAGCCUUGUACACUGUAUCCCCUACAGACUCUAAUCAGUAUUGGCACUUAGACUCAGGUGCAAGUACUCAUGUUACGUCUGAUUUAUCAAGACUCCAAAAUCCUAUUCCUUAUCACGGUCAAAAUUCUGUUUUCACUGCUGGGGGACAAUCCCUUCCGAUUUCACAUGUUGGCUCAGGUGUCCACUCCCACAGGUACUUUUACCAUAUCAAACCUCCUUCAUGUUCCCCAUUUAAAAACCCACCUCUUAUCUGUCCAUAAAUUUACCAAAGAAAAUAACUGCUCUCUUAUUUU